AUGAGCGUCGCGCAAGCUCUGCCCUCAAGUAGCGCUGCUCUAACGGCUACUACCACUUCCUCGACCUCAACCAUGCAACCUCCUAUCAUUCAGAGCAACAACAGCCAUCAUCAUGGUAGUGUGGGAAGUAAUCAACAACCACCUUCAUCAUCAGUCAUGCCCGUAUCUCCUCGUAGUGCUAGUACACCUCCCACUGGCAUACCCCAACAAUAUCAUCAUCAUGAGGGCAUGAUGCCUAGAAAGUCCUAUUGUUGCGAAGACUUUGAACUGGGAGAACAAAUUGGAGAGGGAGCCUAUAGUAGAGUUGUUCUAGCUACAUUUAAACCAACCGGAAAGCAAUAUGCGUUGAAAAUUAUCAAGAAGCAACUGAUUUUGAAGGAAAACAAGACCAAAACUGUAAAGAUGGAGAAACAAGUAUUGAACAUGAUGGAUCAUGAUAACGUGAUUAAAUUGUUUUGUACAUUCCAAGAUGCCAAUAAUUUAUACUUUGCUCUCGAAUAUGCCCCAGGAGGAGAAUUAUACUCGUACAUUAAAAACUAUGGUCCUUUCUCGCUGGAAGCCACUCAAUUCUAUACUGCUGAAAUUGUAAAUGCUAUGGAAUAUAUGCACACACUCGGAAUUAUUCACAGAGAUCUUAAGGAUUUUGGAACAGCCAAAAUCACAGCUGAAGAAGAAGUCACUGUAGGAGAAUCUCCUCUUAAAGCAAAGAAGGGUACAUUUUGUGGAACUGUACAGUAUGUCUCGCCAGAGAUUCUCAAAGAUGAAGAUUGUACUGAGGCUGCAGAUUUGUGGGCUCUCGGUUGCAUUGUGUAUCAAAUGCUUACAGCCACUCAUCCAUUUAAGGCUGAGUCUGAAUACUUAAUUUUCCAAAAGAUAUUGAAGAGAGAAUUUGAAUUUACUGACGAUUUUCCAUAUGUGGCACGCGAUUUUGUUGACAAGUUGCUCCAAUUAGACGCGCCCAAACGAUUAGGUGUUGGCCCAUACGGAUACAAGGAGCUAAAGGCUCAUCCCUUCUUUGAUGGCAUUGACUUUAAUAAUUUGAAGAAUCAAACUCCACCAUCCAUUGUACCAUUUGCUGACUUGAAUGCUAUUGAACUUGAAGACAAGCAAGACGAUUUUGAUGAGCCUAACCCCUACAUUGUAGAAAAACUGAACGAAAAGUGGUCUCUAUUUUUACUUAAAAACGAAUCCAUAGUCUACACAAGAAAAGUUGUAAAACGAAGAAGAUUGACCGCCAAAAAGAGACAGCUCAUUCUAACUGAUUGGCCAAGACUCAUGUACAUAGAUUAUGAAAACAUGGUGGUGAAAGGAUUUGUACCACUAUCAAAAACCCUUAAGAUUAUUAAGAAGUCGGACAACAAUAUGAUUUUACGUACACCAGGACGGGAUUACAUUAUUGAAGACGUAAAGGGCUGUGUAGAUAGGUGGUCAUACUGGAUUGAAAAGAUGAUUUCUGAAAAACUUGGUACUAACUGA
Naegleria lovaniensis is the source of this 1476-nucleotide messenger RNA. RefSeq lists its product as uncharacterized. Gene Ontology annotation, biological process: intracellular signal transduction; peptidyl-serine phosphorylation. Lineage: Eukaryota; Heterolobosea; Eutetramitea; Acrasida; Naegleriidae. The coding region runs from base 1 to 1476 and encodes 491 amino acids. The transcript has 3 exons. The record is from RefSeq and is a predicted model, not a curated record. Gene Ontology annotation, molecular function: ATP binding; protein serine/threonine kinase activity.